Molecule: messenger RNA, 1968 nt
Organism: Penicillium verhagenii
Lineage: Eukaryota; Fungi; Ascomycota; Eurotiomycetes; Eurotiales; Aspergillaceae
Product: molybdopterin cofactor biosynthetic protein
Exons: 2
Coding region: 1-1968 (655 amino acids)
Biological process (GO): Mo-molybdopterin cofactor biosynthetic process
Molecular function (GO): cyclic pyranopterin monophosphate synthase activity; 4 iron, 4 sulfur cluster binding; metal ion binding
Source: RefSeq, a predicted model, not a curated record
AUGGCGGGUAUACUGUACAGGAGAGCUUUAUGUUAUACCCCUCGUGGGCUUUUCGCCCGGGCGCGGUGGCAAAGCACAAGCUCCGUUCCCUCAACCACCACCGAGAUCCCUCCGCACGUUACCCCCAGACUCACAGCCCUGAAGGCCGCAAAGCCAUUCUCCGAUUUCCUCACCGAUACCUUCAAUCGCCAACACGACUAUCUUCGAAUCAGUGUCACCGAACGGUGUAACCUUCGGUGCCUCUACUGUAUGCCUGAAGAGGGCGUGGAGCUAUCGCCACCAGCAAGAUUGUUGACCUCGCCGGAAAUCGUCUACCUUUCCUCAUUGUUUAUCUCCCAGGGCGUCACGAAGAUCCGUUUGACUGGUGGUGAGCCUACGGUACGGAAGGAUAUCGUUCCUUUGAUGCAAAGGAUUGGCCAGCUGCGACAGAACGGGCUCCGGGAAUUGUGUCUGACCACCAACGGCAUUUCCUUAUACCGCAAGCUAGACCCAAUGGUGGAAGCUGGACUUACGGGCGUGAAUCUGAGUCUCGAUACACUGGACCCAUUUCAGUUCCAAAUCAUGACACGGCGCAAGGGAUUCGAGGCUGUGAUGAAAAGCAUCGAUCGGAUCUUGGAGAUGAACAAACUCGGUGCUGGCAUCAAGUUGAAAAUCAAUUGCGUGGUCAUGCGCGGUAUGAAUGACCGUGAGAUUCUGCCGUUUGUCGAGCUCGGUCGCGAGAAACCCAUCGAAGUGCGGUUCAUCGAGUAUAUGCCUUUUGAUGGAAAUAAGUGGAACAAGGGGAAAAUGUUUCCCUACCAAGAGAUGUUGUCGGUGAUUCGAGAGAAGUAUCCGUCAUUGGAGAAGGUUGUCGACCACAAAAAUGAUACCAGCAAGACCUAUAUGGUCCCUGGCUUUGAGGGCCGCGUCGGGUUUAUCACUAGCAUGACACAUAACUUCUGCGGGACCUGCAAUCGAUUGCGCAUAACUGGUGAUGGCAAUUUGAAGGUCUGCCUGUUCGGAAAUUCCGAGGUCUCCCUCCGGGAUAUAAUUCGCAAGGAGAAUGAUGGACAGCCUAUCGACGAGGAGGCGUUGAAAGAUCUCCGCCUCCUCGAGACAAUCCAAGAUGCGGCUCGUCUAAGCGACGAAGGCGGCUUGAUCCCUGAGCGGGAACGCGAAAUCUUGGAUAUCAUCGGCAUGGCUGUGAAGCGUAAGAAGGCCAAGCACGCUGGCAUAGGCCAACUCGAGAAUAUGAAGAAUAGGCCCAUGAUUCUCAUUGGUGAUAAUAAAAAUCAUCAACCAUGGCCAUUUCCCACGUCACGGGCAACCUCUACAUUAAUUCCCUCGCAUCUCCUCUCAUCUUCACCUGGAUUACAUCAGGCACGCCUUUACCACAGCGGACGAUCAGAUUCUCAGGCCCAGGAACCCACACCACAGAAGACGCAGAAUCCCAAACCCCGAUCUCUACCUACCACCUCAGACUCCGAACUCCCCCAUCUCACUCCCUCCCAAACCGUACACAUGACACAGAUCACCGAGAAACCAGAAACAAAACGACUCGCCACCGCUGCCUGUAUGGUCUCAUUCUCAAAUGGAAAACCAUGGGAAAUUUUACGGCGCGGCGAAGGCACUCAUAAAGGCGACGUAUAUAGUGUUGCUCGCAUUGCCGGGAUCAUGGCCGCUAAACGAACCCCGGACAUUGUUCCGUUGUGUCAUCCUGGAAUUGGCAUCACGGGUGUGGAAGUUAGUGUGGAGCUUGUCGAACCUGACGCACAUAAGCCACAAGAUCAUGGCGCUAUGCAGAUUGUUGCUACGGUUAGCUGUUUUGGUCGCACUGGAGUUGAGAUGGAGGCCAUGACAGCUACCAUGGGGGCUGCAUUGACAGUGUAUGAUAUGCUGAAAGCUGUGGAUAAAGGGAUGAUUAUCGGGGGUGUGCGGUUGAUAGAGAAGCAAGGUGGAAAAAGCGGUCAUUGGGUCCGAGAUGAGUGA